Molecule: messenger RNA, 1725 nt
Organism: Dictyostelium purpureum
Lineage: Eukaryota; Evosea; Eumycetozoa; Dictyosteliales; Dictyosteliaceae
Exons: 2
Coding region: 1-1725 (574 amino acids)
Biological process (GO): chloride transmembrane transport
Molecular function (GO): chloride channel activity
Source: RefSeq, a predicted model, not a curated record
AUGACAAAGGGUAAUGAUGAUGGUGUUCCAAUGGAAUAUUAUAUGCAACAGGAUGAUUCAUCAGCACCACAAUCACCAUAUUUUCCAAAUCUGCAUCAAGAGCAACAAUCGCAAAUAAAUAUAAACCAAACAUUCCAACCACAACAGCAGCAACAACAACAAAUACAACAUAAUCCGCAACAAUUACAGCAACAACAAGAUCUAUAUGAUUCACAAUAUCUUUUUUUAAAACCAUCACCAGAUGCACAAGAUUACGAAGACUUGGCAAUAAAAGAUAAAUUUUUAGAAAAUAUGUUUGGUGCAAAUGUAAGAUCAAAGAAAGCAAAAGUACCAGAGGGUUUUGUGGUUUCAUAUACUAAAUCAGGACAACCAUUUCUUAUAUCAGUAGCAUAUGCACAUCAAGAUAACGAGGAUUAUUUAGCGGCAAACGAACAUUCAAAGCAAGCAUUACCGAUCGCAUGCUCAAACGCAGAGGUUGAGAGGGUGUAUGGUACUGGUAUCUAUUUAUACUUUAACUUCAUCACAUUUUGUAUCAUAGUCAACGUCAUACUAUUGGUCUUUGUAUUGAUCAAUCUUGUGCCACACUUUUAUUAUGGCUCGAGAAAGGACGAUUUCAGUGGUUUCACCAUUCAAGACUAUAUAUUGAUUGCACCAAAUCUUCAAUCCUACUAUCAAAGUGAGGCCAAACUAUACUAUUUCUGGUCAACUUUUGCCUGUGUACUUUUAUCGUUUGCCGUAGGUCCAAUCUAUGCCCUCAAAGUAAACAAAUAUUUCCAAAAAAACAACAAGGUAGACUUUGAAGACGGUUUUGAUUCUGAUGAUAUCAUUUUAAAGAAUGUUAAUCUCUCUGGAAAAAAACGUAUCAUUAGACGUGUCAUUAGUUAUUCGAUUUUCAUCAUCCUACUUUGUAUAUCGACUGUAUUGUGCGCAUUGGUUUUAAAAUUAAUCAACUCUUACAAAGAAAACAACUUUUUAUCUCUCUCACUUGUCACCUCAUUCAUCUCAGCCGCCAUCAUCAGAAUCAUCAAUGUAAUUUACGACCAAAUUUCCAUCUAUUUAACAAGAUUCGAACGUCAUUCAACAUGGACCCUCUUUAAGAUCCACAAUACUUUAAAGCUUUUUGUUUUCAAAGUUGUCAAUGUUAUUAUUCUUUAUAUUUUAAGAGAUCAAAUCUUUGAAAAGAUUACUCAUAUUGCAAUUUUAGAAGGUUGUCCAUUAGUAGAUGCUGGUUCUCAAUUUUUAUUAAUUUUAGUUUUAGAUUUAACUUUAUCAAAUUUAUGGGAAAUUAUAUAUUCACUUAUUUUUGCAGCAAUCGGAAAAAGAAGAGAACAAUCAGGUAAAAGAUCAAGCGAUUACUAUAAACCAGAAUUUGAUUUAUCAGAAGAGUAUUUAGAAAUUCUUUACAGACAAUUUAUCGUUUAUUUGGGUAUACCAAUCUAUCCAAUUGUAGCAGUAUUUGGCGUAGCUUGUAAUAUAGUAGAGUAUUAUGUCGAUCGUUUCAGAUUAUUUAGAAUUUGUAAGAAACCACACAGAAUGCAAGGUUCAAUGAAAAAAUUCCUUUCAUUCUAUCUAUUAAUUAUCUCCAUUGUCUCUGUUGUAACUUAUCCAUAUGGUAGUGGUUGGGUAUUAAUUCAAAUAGGUUUUAAACAUGGUUCAUUAUAUAAUAAAUGUUCAUAUCUAUUUGAAAAUGUUAUUCCAACAUUAAACAGUUCUUCAACAUUAUAA